Oncorhynchus keta (chum salmon) is the source of this 4779-nucleotide messenger RNA. Its product is annotated as cyclin-dependent kinase-like 5. Gene Ontology annotation, biological process: positive regulation of axon extension; regulation of dendrite development; protein phosphorylation. Lineage: Eukaryota; Metazoa; Chordata; Actinopteri; Salmoniformes; Salmonidae. The record is from RefSeq and is a predicted model, not a curated record. Bases 15 to 3134 code for a protein of 1039 amino acids. Gene Ontology annotation, cellular component: nucleus; dendrite cytoplasm. Gene Ontology annotation, molecular function: ATP binding; protein kinase activity. The transcript has 17 exons.
CCAUUGAAAGGAGAAUGUGUCGCGUCCUGAGGCCCACUGGUAGUCAACCUCUCCCAGGAGCCAGGAGACCAGCCCAGUCCCCCUCCUCUAGCUGGGACACCUCUCUGACCCCACCUUGGAGCUCACCCCAGCUGCCUUUUAACUUCAUGAAGAACUCUGACGUUGGUGAUGUUAUGAAUAAAUUUGAAGUCCUUGGGAUCGUAGGUGAAGGUGCCUAUGGGGUGGUCCUGAAGUGCAGACACAAGGAGACCAAUGAGAUUGUGGCCAUUAAGAAGUUCAAGGACAGUGAAGAGAAUGAGGAGGUUAAGGAGACCACACUCCGGGAGCUGAAGAUGCUCCGAACCUUGAAGCAGGAGAAUAUUGUGGAGCUGAAGGAUGCCUUCCGCAGGAGGGGGAAACUCUACCUGGUGUUUGAGUAUGUAGAGAAGAACAUGCUGGAGCUGCUGGAGGAGCUUCCUAACGGAGUGCCGUCUGAUAAAGUCAGGAACUACAUCUACCAGCUGAUCAAAGCUAUCCAUUGGUGUCAUAAGAACGACAUUGUCCACCGGGAUAUAAAGCCAGAGAACCUUCUAAUCAGUUCUGAUGACAUCCUCAAGCUAUGUGACUUCGGCUUCGCCCGUAAUCUCUCAGAGGGAAAUGAUGCCAACUACACAGAGUAUGUGGCCACUAGAUGGUACCGCUCUCCAGAACUACUGCUGGGGGCUCCGUAUGGUAAGGCAGUUGACAUGUGGUCAGUAGGCUGUAUCCUGGGGGAGCUGAGUGAUGGCCAGCCGUUGUUCCCAGGAGAGAGUGAGAUAGAUCAGCUCUUCAUCAUCCAGAAGGUCCUGGGACCACUGCCUACUGAACAGAUGAAACUCUUCUACAAUAACCCUCGAUUCCACGGGCUAAGGUUCCCAGCAGUGAACCACCCCACCACUCUGGAGAGGAAGUACCUGGGGUUCAUCAGUGGACCCCUGCUGGACCUCAUGAAGAACCUGCUGCUGUUGAGUCCUACAGAGCGGUUUCUAACGGAGCAGAGUUUGGACCACCAUGCCUUCCAGACACCGCGACCGGUGGAGCGACCUGGACCUCCUACACCAACACCAGUCCGCUCCUCUAAGAGGAAGCCUCAUCACACGGACAACAGCGCCCCCACCAGGAGUCAUGGUGUUAAGGGUUCAGACCACCACCGCUCAGCUAGUAGAGACUGUUCCAGCCUGCCCCGUCACGAAGACCUCCAACCUAGCAAUCACCCUAGCAACGACAGCUUCCUGAAUGGCAACAGCUUGAGCCCCACCCUCCGCCCCAAGACCUAUGCCCCGGCCCCCCAGCUCCUGAAUCGCUCAGCCUCCUGCUCCAAGGACCUAGCCAACAACAACCUGCCCCACCUCCUCAGCCCCAAAGAGACCAAGAACAACCUACCCCACCUCCUCAGCCCCAAAGAGACCAGGAGCAAAGACUUUGACUUCACCUCCGGAGCCAAGGCCACAGAUGGGCCGGGAGCCAAGUACCUCAAGUCCAACAGCCGCUCUCAGCAGAACCGCCAUAGCUUCGUAGAGGGAAAGACCAGCACCCUGAUGUCUGGAGACAAACACAGAGCCAGAGACCGAGACCGCCACAGCUACAUGGGGGAGCAUGGGUCCUCUAAGUCUGCAGGAGGGUUAGGGUUAGCAGGAGGCUCCUAUAUAAACCUUUCUAAGAGCCACGGGGCCCUCAACAACGCCAAGUCAGUAGGGAACCUUAGCGACCCACGUAUCCAUGGUGACGAUCCUCCAUCACGCUACUUCCCUACUUCCUGUCUUGACCUCAACGCUCCUGGCAGCCCGGCGACCGGUCAUCAUCGUCACAGCCCUGCAGGCCGGCGCUCGGAGAGAGAGAGCAAUACACUAGACUCCUCAUCCCGACGCACCUCCUCACGACACAAGAGCUCUGAGGAGGCCAAGUCCCCUGAGGGAGGAGACCCGGGAGGGGGAGGAGGUGGAAGCCAUGGUCACUCCCUAUCCACCCCUCAUGAGGCCUUCCCCUACGGCCUGGGCUACACAUCCCCCUUCUCCUCCCAGCAUAGACCUCACCGCCACUCCAUGUACGUGCGGCGGGAGCGUCAGAGGACCCACGGGGGGGGUAGUGAGGGGGGGCUGGCGGUGGGACAGGGGAUGUCCACCAGAGCCUCCAGCCUCCAGCUCCUCUCCCCCCAGCUGCAGCACCGCACCCUGCCCAGGCACUCUGGAGGAUCUUCUACAGAGGACAUCACCAGGGUGGGGAUGUUCCAUGAACAGCACCCAGAGGACGGAGUCUCUUCUAAAGAAAACCGCAUCAUCUACAGUGAGUCCAUGCCCAGGAGGGUUGGCAGCUUCUAUAGAGUGCCGUCCCCACGGCCAGAUAACGGAGGUCAGGGCAGCAGGGGGACAGGAGGGGGGGCAGUGGACGGAAGCACCUUGACCAACCAUCCCAAACGCCAGCCGGCCUUUGACCCCUGGAUGCGCCCGGAGAUCGUGGUGAUGAACCAAUCAGAGCCGAUCAAAGAAAAGGAGAAGCAGGGCUUCUUCAGAGCAAUAAAGAAGAAGAAGAAGAACAAGUCCCAAACGGUCCCAGGUGACGGGGCAGAUCACGUGGUCGUCCAGAAGUCCGCCCGGUCAUCGGGUCAUCAGAGCAGCCGCCACCGGAACCAGGAGCGGGACCAAUCACGGGAGAGAAACUGGCCAUCAGAAAAAAUGUCUGAUGCACACUGUCAGGUUGUAAGGCAUCAAAAUAGAAGAAAUGCAAACGGGGGUAAAGCCACUAGCCAGCCACUCAAGUCUCUACGGAAGCUCCUUCACCUCUCCUCCUCCACUUCCAAUCAAACAGCCCCAUCUGAUAUGCGCUUCCAGCCCCUGCCCAACUCCACCUCGGCUAAAGCGGGUUUCAGUGAGGGUCCCAGUCGGAGCCACGCAGGCUCCAGCACCCCCCAGCUAAAGAGCAGGCAGGCCGCCUACCCCCUCCCUGGUCAGAUGGAGUCCAGCUGGCACAACUCUGCCCUUGGCAGAGCUGAGGGAAACCCUUACCCCGAGCAACACGGAGGGAGGGAAGGCAAGGGGGGCCAGAACGGACAUGGGUUCGGACGGCCCUCACGCUCACGCAUUCCAAAUCUCAAUGACCUGAAAGAGACUGCUCUUUAGAGAGCUGCUUUAACCUUGACACCUGACCCCAGACCUCUCUCUGCUGCCCAGACUUCUCUCUGCUGCCCAGACUUCUCUCUGCUGCCCAGACUUCUCUCUGCUGCCCAGACUUCUCUCUGCUGCCCAGACUUCUCUCUACUGCCCAGACUUCUCUCUACUGCCCAGACCUCUCUCUGCUGCCCAGACUUCUCUCUACUGCCCAGACUUCUCUCUGCUGCCCAGACUUCUCUCUGCUGCCCAGACUUCUCUCUACUGCCCAGACUUCUCUCUGCUGCCCAGACUUCUCUCUGCUGCCCAGACUUCUCUCUACUGCCCAGACUUCUCUCUACUGCCCAGACUUCUCUCUACUGCCCAGACUUCUCUCUGCUGCCCAGACUUCUCUCUACUGCCCAGACUUCUCUCUGCUGCCCAGACUUCUCUCUGCUGCCCAGACUUCUCUCUGCUGCCCAGACUUCUCUCUGCUGCCCAGACUUCUCUCUGCUGCCCAGACUUCUCUCUGCUGCCCAGACUUCUCUCUACUGCCCAGACUUCUCUCUGCUGCCCAGACUUCUCUCUACUGCCCAGACUUCUCUCUGCUGCCCAGACUUCUCUCUGCUGCCCAGACUUCUCUCUGCUGCCCAGACUUCUCUCUGCUGCCCAGACUUCUCUCUGCUGCCCAGACUUCUCUCUACUGCCCAGACUUCUCUCUGCUGCCCAGACUUCUCUCUACUGCCCAGACUUCUCUCUACUGCCCAGACCUCUCUCUGCUGCCCAGACCUCUCUCUGCUGCCCAGACCAGUCGGCUUCAUUGUUUCUUUUUUAAAGCUUCCAUAUUUGAUAGAAUUUGUAAUAUUACCUAUGUCAUUCUGAUUAUUAUAAUAUUUGUCAGUUAAUAAUUGCAAAUUAAUCAUAUAUGUAAAUGCUAUUUAAGAUAUAAAGUGUAUUUGUUAGAGUCUGCUUGCACACAAUUGAAAUAUGACAUUUUAUUUCACAGUAUUUGCAUUAUAUUUCCUUAAGAAUAUAUGAAGUUUAAAUUAAUUUUUUUGAUUGUUACAUUGUAGACCAUUCCUUCCCAUCAGUUAGUCUGUGCUGUUGAUUCAGUCUGUCUCUUGACGUCCAGACUGAUGGAAGACGCUCUAUAGAGGGUUAAAGCUUUAGUAUUUAGGACAAUGUUACGGCAAUGCGUUGUCCAUCUCCAAACAGAUCAGAUUUUAUAUACAUUGCUGUAGUUAGUAAACCAAUGUUCUGUGUUGACAAUCAAGAGAAUCUUGUGUUUGAUGUCAUUUGAUAGGAGAGGGCUAGUCUCAGGAGAAAUCCCAAGUUUUUGAUACAAUACUAACCCAUGCUGGCCUGUGGUACCAUUUCACCUGUAAUACUUCACCAUAAUAGCUAUGUUUUCAUAAACUAUUUUUGUUGUUGAGAUUUAGAACAUUUGCAUAGAAAAUAGAUGUGACAGUUGCCUGCUAGGGUGAGUUUCCAUUUAACUAUCCUGUGUCGACACUUAGAAAAUAGAUGUGACAGUUGCCUGCUAGGGUGGUUUUGCAUCUUGUGUCGAUAAAAACAGCUGGACGUAAGGACUUCACAUAAAACAGAAGUGGUUGAAUUGUUUCCAUUACCGUUUAGGCAAAUUGCGCAUUAAUAAAUUGGUGACAGCCUGUAUGCCCUC